This is a messenger RNA of Aedes albopictus (Asian tiger mosquito), 10314 nucleotides long. Its product is annotated as zinc finger protein 121. The transcript has 5 exons. The coding region runs from base 407 to 2158 and encodes 583 amino acids. Gene Ontology annotation, molecular function: zinc ion binding. NCBI's taxonomy places the organism in Eukaryota, Metazoa, Arthropoda, Insecta, Diptera, Culicidae. Gene Ontology annotation, cellular component: nucleus. The record is from RefSeq and is a predicted model, not a curated record.
UUCAUCAAAAAAGUCUCCAAUAAGCCGAAGUAAAAAAACCCAAGGGAUUUUUUUUAUAAGCUCAGACCUUUUAAGAGAUCGAAUCAAUAAGUUUCCUGUUCGAUUUGAACUGUUAGGGCGGCAACAAAUCGAUUAGUUAAAUUAUUAACGAGAUGUUUAGCCCUAGGCUAGUUCAUCUCGGGACCCACGCCUUACUUCCCUUCCGACGGAAGAACUCACCAUUUUGUGAGUUUGUCGGGAAUGGGAUUCGAUCCCAGGUCCUCAGCGUGACAGUUAAGUGUUCUAACCAUCGCACCAGGUCGCUUUUACUUAUUAUUUUUUCCAGCUUAGUCAGCUAAAAUUUGCGUACCAGAGGCAGCAAUAAGUGAAGAAUCGACAACCAAGUUGACAACACAAACGUUGUAAGAUGCCCAAGGUUCGGAAGCGACCGCCGGCUUCAACCAGCAUGGAAAAGCGCCGAAAAUGUCCGCAAGAGGAGCAGAGCGCCGAUUCUGUUUGUCGUGUCUGUAUGGGCAGGGCGUCCGAUACCGGCCUGAUGGUUGGAUUGUUCGAUGGACAGAUACAGGGAACGAUCCUCGCCGAAGUGUUGAUCCUGGUUGGAUCAGUGGAACUGGCGACGAAAGACGAUCGACUGCCCAAGUGGUGUUGCGAGGGGUGUCUGAAGGCCUUGGAGAGUGCCUACAAACUAAGAAUGUUGUGCCAGGAUUCGGACCGGAAACUACGGGAUGCAUUGUCAACGGCUGAGGAAACCGUUGUGGUGAAACAGGAAGUCGAUGAAGAUUCUAGGGUUGGAGAUGGGAUGCUGGAUGUUGAGGAAGCUGUUCUCGCGGAAAGUAUACAAUUGCCCAAGUUAGAGAUUAUGGACUGUUUAGUGGAAGAUGAGAUAACGGAUGACGGUGAUGGAGAAGACGAUAUGGUAGAAGCUGAUGGCGGCGUAGACUCGGAUGUCGAUGAGGCAGAGCAAGAUAAGGAUGAGAAGACGUCGGAAAAAGUAAAUAGGCCUACCAAUGGAAAGAAGCUCUUGAAUGCGGAUGUAUUCGACGAGGUAGAAGCCGUAGGUUUCAAAUGUUGUGGUUGUAAAGUCACGUUCAACACUUUGAACGAACUUCAGGCUCAUUCAAAGGAAGCUCACGCCGACAAAAAACUGGCAAUACAGGAAUUGCAACGCAAGAAGCAGUGUGAUAUCUGUUACAAGGUGUUGUAUAAUGACCUUUCUGUACGUAAUCACCAAUAUAAAGACAAACUGAACUUUCGAUGCAAGGUUUGUGGAGAAUUGUUUUGGAGUCGACAGAGGGUGUGCCUUCAUUAUGAUCGGGUACACGGCCCGAACCCAGUGAUCAAGGGUCCUUCGAAAGUUUGCUGUGCGUGUCUGGAGAAAUUUGAAACUGAAGAACAGCUUAGAGCGCAUAGUUUGGCGGUACAUCUGCCAGAAAAACCUCCACCAGAUCCUGCCCGUCCGUUCACCUGCAACGUUUGUUAUCGCUGUUACAAAUCCGACGGGCUGCUGUACUCCCAUCAGUCCCGAAUGCUCAGGGACACCAAGAAGCACGUGUGUGCCCAAUGUGGAUUGACGUUCCGAUAUCCCGGAGCGUUGGAACAUCAUAAAGUGGUACACACUGGCGAAAAGAAGUUCCAGUGUACAAAUUGUCCAAAAGCAUACAGCAAUUGGAAUAGCUUCCGAAAGCAUGUGAACAAUCACAAAGUGCCAGCGGAUAAGUACAAAUGCGAGAUUUGCGGGGAUAUAUUCAAAACAAACAUUGGAUUAAAACAGCACACGCUACAACAUACCGGAGAGCGUCCGCACAAGUGCCCUCACUGUCCAGCCACUUUCACUGUGCCUUCUGGGUUAAGAUGCCAUUUGUUGACGCACACCGAUGAAAAAAAACUAGAAUGUCCGAUUUGCAGGAAAAAGUUCAAGCGGAAUACGGCACUCAAGCAGCACAUCCAAUAUAUUCAUCACAAGCAAAGGCCCUACGUCUGCUUCUUCUGCCCCAAUCGAUACCAGCGGAAACACCAGCGAAAACAACACAUGCUUCAAGUCCAUCCCAAGGAACUACAAAGCAAUCCACUUCCUCCAAUCGAGCUACUUGGUAACCCGUGGUCGUUGCGACAAAGGACCGAAGAAGAUUUUUUACGAGAACUGGGCAUGGUAGAAUAAAGCUGUGGAAUGAAUAAUUAUUCAUAUUUAUCUUUUAUUGGACGAACGUUUUAAAAAUAAAGCUUUCAUGCAUCAUUACUUCGUUGGUUUUUCAUUGCUAUAACUUUCUCAAUGCGUACUUUAUGUUAGCUUGGAGAACAUAAGUACUCACGGCUAUUUCAAUGUGAAAAGGAAGGAUAUACGGGACUUAAUCUAAAUUACUUAAAUAACUUUAUGCAAUUCAGUAUCAUAAUUUUAAUUUUAUAUAACUCAUUUUGGUAUCAUAAUGACUAUAGAUAGUAGAGUAAACAUAGUUCCGCGGACAUCGCUGAGUGAAAUGUUUCAAGCGUGUGAAUAGUAUUUUUCAAGAGUGCGACGGUUGAAUAUGACGUCAUGCGCUCCAUUGGUGUUGUUGGAAUCAUGACGUCAUGCUCGUUUGGAUACAGAUUUUGACAGUUCGGUUGGAUACAACGGAUUCAUCAUCACGGAUCUAUGUUUACUCUACUACAGGGGUUCUCAAACGUUUUCAGCUUGCGACCCACUUUUGAUUUUCAAAGAAUUUGGCGACCCACUAGCACGAAAAUUUAUAAAGAAAGUCAUUUUUUUGCAAAUUUGGACUGUUUUUUUAAAUAAAUACAUUUUAUCACUUUCAUAGGUUGUGAUAAACUUACGUUACGUAGCCCUCAAACAAGUUAUUUUUGUUUAUUAAUAGUGCGCUAUUGAAAAGUCUAGGAAAGGUUAAGGUGCCCAAGCUUGCAGCAUCAGGCUGUAGCUAUAGUGGCAAUUUUAUGCUUCUGCCGAACUAACUAAAUAUCGGUUGAAAAUGCUAUAGAUAUUUACAGCGAAUGAGUGAAUAUCAAGUAGUUUUUAAAAUUGUUGUACUGCUGGAUGGUUAGAUGAGUCCUCUUGAAAUUUUUAAUGAUAGGUAUCCUCAUACCGUCUACCCCCGUUGGUUUGACCGCUUCUAAUCUGAACACUUUUUAAUUUGACCCCCUCUAAUCUGCACAUCGUUCAAACUAAAAAUGGUUCAAACGUCAUUCUGCUCAUGGAACGGUGUGAAACGGAACACAGAAUCAAAACAAAACAUCAAAAAGGGUUAUCAUCAGUGUGUUUUUCGAUGCCCACAGGGUUACUAGAAGUUCAAAUUAAAAAAGAACCCCGUUGGUUUGCAUGAGGUGUCGUUCAAACCAACGGGGGUAGACGGUAUACACUUAUUUUAUUCAUUUAUUUAUAGUGGAAAUUUUUUUGCUUAUUUUUGGUAUUUAUAAAUGUUUUGCUAUUUUAACUGCUGAAACUGGCGUGUAAGCCUAACAAAACAAAAAAAAAUGCUAACUGCAAGCAACAACUUGAACUCAUUUUUUCCAAAACACAAGUGAAAUCUAAAAUUUUACCCUAAUCUUUAAACUUCCGAUUGAAAACUUAUUGUUUUAGAAUCGAUUUCAGAACGCAGACAGUAGUUUUAAUAUUCAAUAUACUCCAGACAAAACUUAUGAUACAAAAUUUUGAGACGAAUUGAGGAGAAACCGAAACUCUAGAAAUAAUUCUUCUAGAAAUGGAUUCUUCAAGGAAGUAUUUAUAAAUUAAAAAGUGGCUAGCAAUAAUAUUCUUAUUGCUAGCCACUUUCUAAUUUCCAAAGACUUCGCGUCCCACCAAAAAUCAGUCCGUGACCCACCAGUGGGUCGCGACCCAUAGUUUGAGAAACGCUGCUCUACUAUCUAUUGCAUCUUGCAUUGCUUUACAGAUUACCGUACAAAUGUUCAAUCGUCUAAAAUAUUCCCGACUAGAAAAUUAUAUCAAGAUUAUAUCAUAUUGUGUUAUGAUGUUAUAAUAUUUUUCUCUAACUUAUUAUGUUAUAAACUAGAUGCAGGAUGAUGUUAAAAAAACUAAAAUUGUAACAAAAAGUGCACUUGUCUAAUCAGGAUAAUAACCUAUUUUGUUAUGAUCAGAUCAAAAUUAUAACAAAAUGUGAUAUGAAAGUUAGCUUCAGGAUUACUAGUUUCUAUCAGAAUGUGAUAUAAUUUCGUUAGAUUAUUGUCCAAAUGUCAAAAUAAUUAAAUCUAAAUUAUAUUACAAUGAGUUACCAAACAGCAUUUAUAACAUAAUGUGAUAUAAUUGAGUUAUAGUAUUUCAAAAAUACCAAAGAUGUUGAACAUGAUUAUAUUACAAUGAGUUAUAAAUAUCAUGGUUUGUUUUAAUUAUGUUAUUUUUUUGUUAGGUUUUCUUAGUCGGGUUUGUUCACACGUCAAACACCAAGGAAAGUAGCAAGUAAACAAACCGAUUAUUCCAUGCACCACCCAAAAAGUGUAACCGACGCUUAAAAUUUCUAGCAGCGGAACGAACCAAUGUAUGCUUAAACUGGUGGGAACAUAUUGUGGUGUGACAAAAAAUGUCUGCAGGGGGUCGAAUACGGUGCAAAAAAGCUAUAUAAUGACCAUUUUUUCCGAACUGGCUCAUCAUGCAACUCAAAUGAGUUGCAUAAUGAAAAAUAGUUGUAUAAUGUUCAUAAUGAAACUCAUUUGAGUUGCAUUAUGAACAUUAUGCAACUCAAAUGGGUUGCAUUAUGAAAAAAAUCAUUGCUCAAAAUUUUGUAUGGAACUCGUUUCAAAACUCGAUUUUUUCAACACUCUUCGUAUUUAUCCAACUCGGCAAGCAUCGUUGGAUAAAUGUACGACUCGUGCUGAAAAAAUCAACUUUUUGCAACUCGUUACAUAAAUAACUAUUAUAAUUGUUUUCAAUAAUAAACUCUACAGUUUUUCGAUAGUUUGAUGUUUACUGGGGUAUUAAUACACGAUCAUAAAACUAGUUAAAAUAAUCAGUUCGAGCAAUAGAGUUUAAAAAAACUGUAGAGAACGACUGUUCUAUAGAAUUAAUUUUUACUGCGAUACACUGCUGGAGAUGCCUCAACAGCGACAGAAACGUGUUUGUUUACAUUAGGGUUCAAUUGAGAAUGGCAAAUGUUCCAGAAAUAAAAAUUUUGGCACUGCGCGAAACAUGAAUGUCAGUCACUUCUUCCACACCUUUCUAAUAUACUCUCAUUGGCGCAGUGGUGCACUGUUUUAUAUCAGAUUCAACGUGUGACAGACGUAAACGAAAAUCACAUCAGUGUUGUUAUUCUAAAGCAUUUUCCAGAACGUAAGAAAGUGUGCAGCGUAAAAAGUUUCAAGUAAACCAAAAUAAAUACACAGCCCAAGGGAAAAUCUCUAUAAGCUAAGACCUUUCGAACUAAGUCAGCUGAAUACGUGCAAUAAGUGUAGAUCGACAACCAAGUCGACAACAUAAACGUUGUAAGUGCAGAUGUCCAACCUUCAGAAGCGACCACCGGCUUCAACCAGCAUGGCAAAGUGCCAACAACCUCCGCAAGAGGAGCAGAGCGCCGAUUCUGUUUGUCGUGUCUGUAUGGGCAGGGCAUCCGAUGCCGGCCAGAUGGUUGGAUUGUUCAAUAAACAGAUACAGGGAACGAUCCUCGCCGAAGUGUUGACCCUGGUUGGAGCAGUGGAACUGGCGACGAAAGACGAUCGACUGCCCAAGUGGUGUUGCGAGGGUUGUCUGAAGGCCUUGGAGAGUGCCUACAACCUAAGAAUGUUGUGCCAGGAUUCGGACCGGAAACUACGGGAUGCAUUAUCGACGGAUGCGGUAGCCGUUGUGGUGAAACAGGAAGUCGAUGAAGAUUCUAGGGUUGGAGAUGGGAUGCUGGAUGUUGAGGAAGCUGUUCUCUCGGAAAGUAUACAAUUGCCCAAGUUAGAGAUUAUGGACUGUUUAGAGGAAGAUGAGAUAACGGAUGACGGUGAUGGAGAAGACGAUAUGGUAGAAGCUGACGGCGGCGUAGACUCGGAUGUCGAUGAGGCAGAGCAAGAUAAGGAUGAAAAGACGUCGGAAAAAGUAAAUAGGCCUACCCAUGGAAGGAAGCCCUUGAAUCCGGAUGUAUUCGACGAGGUAGAAGCCGUAGGUUUCAAAUGUUGUGGUUGUAAAGUCACGUUCAACACUUUGAACGAACUUCAGGCUCAUUCAAAGGAAGCUCACGCCGACAAAAAACUGGCAAUACAGGAAUUGCAACGCAAGAAGCAGUGUGAUAUCUGUUACAAGGUGUUGUAUAAUGACCUUUCUGUACGUAAUCACCAAUAUAAAAACAAACUGAACUUUCGAUGCAAGGUUUGUGGAGAAUUGUUUUGGAGUCGAAAGAGGGUGUGCCUUCAUUAUGAUCGGGUACACGGCCCGAACCCAGUGAUCAAGGGUCCUUCGAAAGUUUGCUGUGGGUGUCUGGAGAAAUUUGAAACUGAAGAACAGCUUAGGGCGCAUAGUUUAGCGGUACAUCUGCCAGAAAAACCUGCGCCAGAUCCUACCCGUCCAUACACUUGCAACGUUUGCUAUCGCUGUUACAAAUCCGACGGGCUGCUGUACACCCAUCAGUCCCGAAUGCUCAGGGACACCAAGAAGCACGUGUGUGCCCAAUGUGGAUUGACGUUCCGAUAUCCCGGAGAGUUGGAACACCAUAAAGUGGCACACACUGGCGAAAAGAAGUUCCAGUGUACAAAUUGUCCCAAAGCAUACAGCAAUUGGGAUAGCUUCCGAAGGCAUGUCAACAAUCACAAAGUGCCAGCGGAUAAGUACAAAUGCAAGAUUUGCGGAGAUAUAUUCAAAACACGCAAUGGAUUGAAAAGGCACACGCUACAUCAUACCGGAGAGCGUCCGCACAAGUGCCCUCACUGUUCAGCCACUUUCACUGUGCCUUCUGGGUUAAGAUGCCAUUUGUUGACGCACACCGAUGAAGAAAAACUACAAUGUCCGAUUUGCAGGAAACCGUUCAAGCGGAAUGCGGCACUCAAGCAGCACAUCCAAUAUAUUCAUCACAAGCAAAAGUCCCUACGCCUGCUUCUUCUGCCCCAAUCGAUACCAGCGGAAACACCAGCGCAAACAACACAUGCUUCAAGUCCAUCCCAAGGAACUACAAAGCAAUCCCCUUCCGUCAAUCGAGCUACUUGGUAACCCGUGGUCGUUGCGACAAAGGACCGAAGAAGAUUUUUUACGAGAACUGGGCAUGGUAGAAUGAAGCUGUGAAAUGAAUAAUUAUUCAUAUUUAUCUUUUAUUGGACGAACGUUUUAAAAAUAAAGCUUUCAUGCAUCAUUACUUCGUUGGUUUUUCAUUGCUAUAACUUUCUCAAUGCGUACUUUAUGUUAUCUUGGAGAACAAAAGUACUCACGGCUAUUUCAAUGUGGAAAGGAAGGAUAUACGGGACUUAUCCUAAAUUACUUAAAUAACUUAAUAAUUGUUUUCAAUGAUAUACUCUACAGCUUUUUGAUAGUUUGAAGUUUACUGGGGUAAAUACAUGAUCAGAGUUUAAAAAAAACUGUAGAGGACGACUGUUCUAUAGAAUUAAUUUUUACUGCGAUACACUGCUGGAGAUGCCUCAACAGCGACAGAAACGUGUUUGUUUACAUUAGGGCUCAAUUGAGAAUGACAAAUGUUCCAGAACUAAAAAAGCAUUUUUUCCAAAAAUGAUCCACAAGUCGCAGAAAAUAAGAAUGACCGAUUGUUUAUUAUGACAAUCGGACACGCUGGUUUUGUUCGCUUUUUUGUCAUUCUGGAGAAAAGUGAUUUUUCAGUUCUUGAUAAUAUGCGAUUUUCUAUUGAGCCUUCAUGAAAUCCUUUUGUCAUGUUGAACCAGAGAUAGAGUCGAAAAAAAGCUGUUGUUUACUAAAUAUUUUGGGCACUGCGCGAAACAUGAAUGUCAGUCACUUCUUACACACCUUUCUAAUAUACUCUCAUUGGUGCAAUGGUGCACUGUUUUACAUCAGAUUAAACGUGUGACAGACGUAAACGAAAAUCACAUCAGUGUUGUUAUUAUAAACUAAAGCAUUUUCCAGAACGUAAGUGUUCGGCGUAAAAAGUUUCAAGUAAACCAAAAUAAAUACACAGCCCAAGGGGAAAUCUCUAUAAGCUAAGACCUUUCAAAGUAUGUAUCGAUUUAAUAAGUCUCCUGUUCGAUUCGAACUAUUCUUCGUGCAGUUCAAACCCGGAAUUUUCGACUAGCGAAAACUGAUUUUUCUUCGAAUCCCUGCGUCGGACCUAAAUUCGGAAGUGGUGCGCUGUAUAUGUAGCGGACAAGGUGUACAACACAGCGCCCGCUUCGGAAGUUAUGCCCGACGCACCGAUUUGGAGAAAAAUCCAUCUUCGCUAGUUGAAAACUCCGAUUUUCAACUAAAUUGAUAAUAUUUAUCAGAAUGACAACACAUCGAUUGUUUAAUUGUCUACGUUUCUUUUGUUAUUUUGUUUUUUUUUUAACUAAGUCAGCUGAAUACGUGCAAUAAGUGUAGAUCGACAACCAAGUCGACAACAUAAACGUUGUAAGAUGUCCAACCUUCAGAAGCGACCACCGGCUUCAACCAGCAUGGCAAAGUGCCAACAACCUCCGCAAGAGGAGCAGAGCGCCGAUUCUGUUUGUCGUGUCUGUAUGGGCAGGGCAUCCGAUGCCGGCCAGAUGGUUGGAUUGUUCGAUGGACAGAUACAGGGAACGAUCCUCGCCGAAGUGUUGACCCUGGUUGGAUCAGUGGAAUUAGCGACGAAAGACGAUCGACUGCCCAAGUGGUGUUGCGAGGGGUGUCUGAAGGCCUUGGAGAGUGCCUACAAACUAAGAAUGUUGUGCCAGGACUCGGACCGGAAACUACGGGAUGCAUUGUCAACGGCUGAGGAAACCGUUGUGGUGAAACAGGAAGUCGAUGAAGAUUCUAGGGUUGGAGAUGGGAUGCUGGAUGUUGAGGAAGCUGUUCUCUCGGAAAGUAUACAAUUGCCCAAGUUAGAGAUUAUGGACUGUUUAGAGGAAGAUGAGAUAACGGAUGACGGUGAUGGCGAAGACGAUAUGGUAGAAGCUGAUGGCGGCGCAGACUCGGAUGUCGAAGAGGCAGAGCAAGAUAAGGAUGAGAAGAUGUCGGAAAAAGUAAAUAGGCCUACCCAUGGAAAGAAGCCCUUGAAUCCGGAUGUAUUCGACGAGGUAGAAGCCGUAGGUUUCAAAUGUUGUGGUUGUAAAGUCACGUUCAACACUUUGAACGAACUUCAGGCUCAUUCAAAGGAAGCUCACGCCGACAAAAAACUGGCAAUACAGGAAUUGCAACGCAAGAAGCAGUGUGAUAUCUGUUACAAGGUAUUGUAUAAUGACCUUUCUGUACGUAAUCACCAAUAUAAAGACAAACUGAACUUUCGAUGCAAGGUUUGUGGGGAAUUGUUUUGGAGUCGACAGAGGGUGUGCCUUCAUUAUGAUCGGGUACACGGCCCGAACCCAGUAAUCAAGGGUCCUUCGAAAGUUUGCUGUGCGUGUCUGGAGAAAUUUGAAACUGAAGAACAGCUUAGGGCGCAUAGUUUGGCGGUACAUCUGCCAGAAAAACCUCCACCAGAUCCUGCCCGUCCGUUCACCUGCAACGUUUGUUAUCGCUGUUACAAAUCCGACGGGCUGCUGUACUCCCAUCAGUCCCGAAUGCUCAGGGACACCAAGAAGCACGUGUGUGCCCAAUGUGGAUUGACGUUCCGAUAUCCCGGAGCUUUGGAACACCAUAGAGUAGUACACACUGGCGAAAAGAAGUUCCAGUGUACAAAUUGUCCCAAAGCAUACAGCAAUUGGAAUAGCUUCCGAAAGCAUGUGAACAAUCACAAAGUUCCAGCGGACAAGUACAAAUGCGAGAUUUGCGGAGAUAUAUUCAAAACAAACAUUGGAUUAAAACAACACACACUACAGCAUACCGGAGAGCGUCCGCACAAGUGCCCUCACUGUUCAGCCACUUUCACUGUGCCUUCUGGGUUAAGAUGCCAUUUGUUGACGCACACCGAUGAAAAAAAACUAGAAUGUCCGAUUUGCAGGAAAAAGUUCAAGCGGAAUACGGCACUCAAGCAGCACAUCCAAUACAUUCAUCACAAGCAAAGGCCCUACGUCUGCUUCUUCUGCCCCAAUCGAUACCAGCGGAAACACCAGCGAAAACAACACAUGCUUCAAGUCCAUCCCAAGGAACUACAAAGCAAUCCACUUCCUCCAAUCGAGCUACUUGGUAACCCGUGGUCGUUGCGACAAAGGACCGAAGAAGACUUUUUACGAGAACUGGGCAUGGUAGAAUAAAGCUGUGGAAUGAAUAAUUAUUCAUAUUUAUCUUUUAUUAGACGAACGUUUUAAAAAUAAAGCUUUCAUGCAUCAUUA